Planococcus citri (citrus mealybug) is the source of this 767-nucleotide messenger RNA. RefSeq names its product macrophage migration inhibitory factor homolog. The record is from RefSeq and is a predicted model, not a curated record. NCBI's taxonomy places the organism in Eukaryota, Metazoa, Arthropoda, Insecta, Hemiptera, Pseudococcidae. Bases 199 to 564 code for a protein of 121 amino acids. The transcript has 3 exons. Gene Ontology annotation, molecular function: phenylpyruvate tautomerase activity; cytokine activity.
AACAAGAGCUUUGAAUUGAAAAGUUUUGAUAAUAAUACCGGGUGGGACUGUGGGACAAAGUAAAGUCGAUGUCGAAAGUUCUGGUGCUUUUGUGAGUAGUUGUGAUUAUUCUUGUGCGUUUUUGUUCGAAAUUUGCGACAACCGCUGUAUUCUCUGCAGAUUAAAUUGCAUUCCUUAAAAUUUGAACAGCUACGAAUCAUGCCGUACUUCAAAUUGGACACCAAUAUUCCUCAAUCUCAGGUUACUUCUGAAUUUUUGAAGUCGACUUCAAAACUUGUUGCAUCCACCCUUGGAAAACCUGAAAGUUAUGUGACUGUCCAAGUAAACGGCGAUCAAAACAUAAUAUGGGGUGGUACCAACGAACCUUGCGGAUUCGCAACUUUAAUGAGCAUUGGUCAAUUGGGUAUCGAAGAAAAUAAAAAACAUGCUGCAGCUCUCUAUGAUCAUGUUUGCAAACAUCUUGGUAUUCCAAAAGACAGGAUGUAUAUCAGUUUCGUCGAUUCGUUGCCUUCCACUAUGGGUUAUAAUGGCUCCACAUUCCACCCGAUGCUAGGCAACAAAUAAGAUUGCAAAGUAAUUUUGAUUUUAUUUUAAGAAUUAUCACCGAAUAAAUGAAUCAACUCCGAUGUGAAAUACAUCGAACAAUUUUAUAUUACUCGCAUGCCAAAUAUUUUGAUGUUUCCCGUGCUAUUGGUCAUAGUUUCACUUGCUUGUGACAUGCGAGAGAAAAGACCAUUAUUUGUUAAUAAAAUAUUUUUUGAAGCAGA